AUGGCCGAACAAGACGAAUCUGCUAGACUGUGGAAGGUCAAUCGCACAAUUCAUGAGCUAGUCAAGGACAGAGGCUUCCAGGUCUCGGACGACGAAAUAAACAUGGACUUGGCAACAUUUCGGAGCCAUUACGCAAGCAAUCUAGGGAGCGUAGACCGGUCGCAGCUGAACUUCUUCACAAACCACAAGAAUAACCCAAUGACACAGAUAUUCGUAUUCUUUUCGGAUGAGAAAAGCGUCGGUGUUAAGACCAUGAGAAAAAUGUUGACUAUUCUGGAAGAGAAAAAUAUCAUGCAGGGCAUUAUCGUGUUUCCAGGGAAUAUGACGCCUUCUGCACGGAAGGUCAUUUCGGCCAUGACCAAUUUCGCACUAGAAGAAUUUGCGGAGGCGGAUCUACUGGUGAACAUUACACAUCACACACUCGUACCAAAACACGAAGUUUUGUCGCCAAAGGAGAAAAAGGAGCUUCUGGAGACCUACCGCCUGAAAGAGACACAACUUCCUCGCAUCCAAACAGCGGAUCCUGUGGCACGGUAUUACGGCCUCAAGCGUGGCAUGGUUGUCAAAAUUACGAGACCAAGUGAAACGGCUGGCCGAUAUGCCAGUUAUCGGAUAUGUUUUUGA
Molecule: messenger RNA, 624 nt
Organism: Fibroporia radiculosa
Lineage: Eukaryota; Fungi; Basidiomycota; Agaricomycetes; Polyporales; Fibroporiaceae
Exons: 6
Coding region: 1-624 (207 amino acids)
Biological process (GO): DNA-templated transcription
Cellular component (GO): RNA polymerase II, core complex; RNA polymerase III complex; RNA polymerase I complex
Molecular function (GO): DNA-directed RNA polymerase activity; DNA binding
Source: RefSeq, a predicted model, not a curated record